This is a messenger RNA of Cornus florida, 7637 nucleotides long. RefSeq names its product receptor kinase-like protein Xa21. The transcript is spliced from 5 exons. The coding region runs from base 6045 to 7280 and encodes 411 amino acids. Gene Ontology annotation, biological process: protein phosphorylation. The record is from RefSeq and is a predicted model, not a curated record. NCBI's taxonomy places the organism in Eukaryota, Viridiplantae, Streptophyta, Magnoliopsida, Cornales, Cornaceae. Gene Ontology annotation, molecular function: ATP binding; protein kinase activity.
CACAUAUAUAUUAGCAAUCUAUACAUAUAUAUAUAUCUGAUUAGAGGGAAUAUUGUUACACAGUCAACUAAAGUGUGAUAGGAUUGCAAUGUGUUGUCAUAUAUAAUACGACUCCUGUAACAUCUUACUAGUAUGGAGAAUUAAUUUGGUCCAUUGCUUGGUGACCACUAUAUAUCAGAAUUGAGUUUGACAGAUUGUAGAACACAAGUAGUUUGAAUAUAUAUAUGUGUGUGUGUGUGGGCGCGCAUGUGUUGUGUGUGUCAGCAUGAGAUUUUUUUUAUUUACUACUGAUUUUAAAUCAGAUUUACGGUGGCAUUCAUUUGUUACACACUCAAAACAAUCUGUAAGAAGUAGGUUUAGUGAAAUUAAUACAAAAUUAUAUAUAUUCUUUAGAUAUAUACAUUAUGUUCACAUGCAGCUUUAGCCUUUCCAUAUUAUUGAUGUGCUUUCUAGGCUAGCUCUCUGUUAAAAAAAAAAUUAUUAGGUAUAGUUAACUGAACACACCCACACACACAGACAAUUAUCAUUGAAUAGUUUUUUGUUUGGUCAUUUAGGAAUGUCAACAAAGAUGUCAUAUAUGCAUUAGUAGUUGGGAGGAUCAUAUACCAUUCUUUAGCGUUUAAUUAAUAUUUUCGUAUAUAAUUCCAAUUCCAAUUAAGUGGUAGCUACUGAGAAGUAUAAUAUUAAUAAAAUUAAACAUCACAAACUAGUGGAUAUUAUGAAACAAGAAAGUAAAGCAUCCAAACCAAAGGCUUGGCACUGAAAAUGAAACAUCUUUGAUAAUAAAUGUUCCAAAAAUAGUAAUUUAUUAAUUAACUAUAAUAUUUGAAAAAAUCAGGUAAUUAGUAGUAUUGUGCAAGCUAGUUUUAUUUUUUAAAUCGUGGGUUAUUUGUAUGUCAUCAUAGGUUCUGUUCAAUUUUGAUAUAUACACAUUUUGUAUUCAUGCCUCUGGACCAAACACUAAUAUAAAAUAAAACAAAGAAAGAAAAAUAAAAAAGAUUACCUAUUUAUUGGCCAAUCAUACAGUAUAAGAAUUGGGGAUAAUGGGGACAUAAUCAUAUCGUUUUCUUCAUUCUUGAAGAUCAAUUUUGGAUUAUUUGGGGCCAGGAUGAUCAAUGUUUUGUUUUCCAAUAUCUUGAAAUGCAGGUGUUUUAACAAACAUGAGGGGCACAAGACUAACAACUUUAUUUAUAUAUAUUUAUGAAAAAGGAAAUUCAAGAGAAUAUUUUAAUUAAGCUUAAGUUUGUAAUUGGUUUGUUAAUUUUCUAAUAUUGUGAUUAUGUGCAUUUGCUGCAGGGUCACUGUAUUGAGCCCUCAAUGGGUCAUGAGAAUGUUUAUACACUAUCGGCCUAUCACAUAUGGUAUAAUUCCAUCGGAGAUAGGUAAUCUUCCACGUCUCGAAAUGCUGAGCAUUCAUAGUGGCUCUCUAGCAGGAACUAUUCCAUCUUCUAUCUUCAACAUUUCUUCUUUGAAAAUUAUUGAUUUCAUAAACAAUAGCCUGUUUGGAAACCUCCCGGUAAACAUCCAUUGUGACUUCCCUGUUCUUGAAGCGCUGUAUCUUUCUUCCUAUUUGCUCACCGGUGAAAUUCCGUCCAACUUAUGGGAAUGUAGAGGGCUCCAAGAAUUAGCAUUGUCAGACAAUAAAUUCACAGGCAAUAUAUCGAAGAAUAUCGAAAACAUUACUUUCCUCAAAGCUCUAUAUCUGGAUGGUAACGGCCUAAAAGGAACAUUACCUAAUGAGAUUGGUAACCUUAAUCUCGAAGGAUUUAGUAUACAUGAGAACAACCUAAGUGGCCUCAUUCCGUCGAAUAUCUUCAAUGUGACAACAAUGAAAAUCUUUGAUUUGAACGACAACCAAUUUUCAGGACAUCUUCCUUCAACCAUGGGAUUUUGGCUUCCUAAUCUUGAAGAGCUUUCUAAUGACCCGGUCUUUUUCCUCCUUUUCAUUUUCAGUGAUUUUCUUUUUUUUUUCCGUCUUUUUCCUAUUUUGUCCUUUACCUAUUUCGUCUUUUUCCAGUUUAUCAAUUUUCCUUGCAUAACCUCACUUGUUGUGCUCGGAUUUGAUUCUGGUUUUGCAUGCAUCCAUGAGACUUGGUUUCCAUGAUAUUUGUAUUUUCACUUUUGUAGAAAAGCAUGCUAGUUGCUUUCAUUUUCGUAAAAGGGCAUGGAUGCAUACUUUAUUAUAAUUAUUCUUGAUUCUGGGGUUUUAGUGUAAUUAUGUAAAAUAAUUAUUUUUCGUUUUAGGGACCAUUUUGCAAUUUAUUUUGGAAGAAAUUUUUAAAAAUGACCUUUUUGCAAUUUUUGAAAAGUGUGACAAGUGUCACACUCUCAUGGUGCCACUUGUUAGCAAUUGGGUGGGGAGACUUGGAAGCAUAACCUCUUAAUAUUUGGAGGGUGGAGAUUCACCCAAAUUUUGGCCUAGGAUUGGUGCACAUGUUGGCUUUGAUUGUUGACAAGUGUAGGCUUAAGAUUAAGCCAAGGAAGGAGCAUUGGAUUAGUGACAAGUGUAGACUCAUGGUUUAGUCUUGCAUUGUGUGUGUGUGAGAGGUAGUGUAAGAGCACAUAGUGAGUGGAGGAUUACUAGACCCUCCACUCACCAUUUUCACCUUCAUCCUCUUCAUUUUCACUUGUUCUUCAAAACCCUAACAAAGACACCAUUGGAGAAAAGCUUGGUUAAUAGCUUUCUUCUUCAUUUUGGCUUCCUUACAUUCACCUUAGACCAUAAACCUUGGGAGUGAAAAAUUUCCUCUCAUUCUCUUCUUCAAUAACCCUAAACUUGUUUUACAUUUUGAGUUUGGUUGCUUGGAUUAUAGAGAUUCAAUUCUCUAUUGAGUUAGGGGUGGUAAUAUGUUUAUAUUUUAAGUGUUCUAUAAUCAUUGGGGUUUAAUAUGUAUUGUAUACAUACUUUUAAUAUGAUAGUCUUGCAUAUUAUAGGAAACCCUCACAUCUUAACUUAGGGUUUAUUGAUUUAAGCAUGUAUGAUAUGUAUAAACCAUGUGUAGAAGGAUUAUAUACUUUAGUAGUAUGCUAAAUUCUUGUAUUUUCACAUGCAGUGAUGAUAUAGAACUCUUGUAGAAUUAUUAAUGUUAUAUGCACUUUCCAAUGACUUGAAUUGCUCUAUUUGUUGAGAUGAUAAUUCUAUAUUCUUGUGGAUUACUAAUUGUAGUUACCUUAGGAGCUUAUUACUAAUAACUUUCUUCUUCAUUUUGGCUUCCUUCCAUUCACCUUAGACCAUAAACCUUGGGAGAGAAAAGUUUCCUCUCAUUCUCCUCUUCAAUAACCCUAAACUUGUUUUACAUUUUGAGUUUGGUUACUUGGAUUAUAGAGAUUCAAUUGUUUAUUGAGGUAGGGGUGGUACUAUGUUUAUAUUUUAAGUAUUUUAUAAUCCCUGGGGUUUAAUAUAUAUAUUGUAUACAUGCUUUUAAUACGAUAGUCUUGCAUAUUAUAGGAAACGCUCACAUCUUGACUUAGGGUUUAUUGAUUUAAGCAUGUAUGAUAUGUAUAAACCAUGUGUAGAAGGAUUAUAUACUUUAGUAGUAUGCUAAAUUCUUGUAUUUUCACAUACAGUGAUGAUAUAGAACUCUUAUAGAAUUAUUAAUGUUAUAUGCAAUUUCCAUUGACUUAAAUUGCUAUAUUUGUUGAGAUGAUAAUUCUACAUUCUUGUGGAUUACUAAUUGUAGUUACCUUAGGAGCUUAUUACUAUAAUGUUGAGAUUUAGAAUAUAAAGCUUAUUGUUGAGACAUGAUUUAAAAUUGACAAGUUGGUGGUAUUGUAUUGUGCAUAAUAUCAUAACGAGGACUUGUCAUUUCGUAUGCCAUUUUAGACUUGGAACCCUAAGACAUGGUUUGUGUGGUUUUAAAAUACUUGUGCAUAGAAGGUGGUUUAUAUGCCUUAAUUAUAGUGUAUGAGAUUUGAACUUGAUUAUGAUUUUGGAUUUUCUUGGGACAUUGUUACAAUGACAUGGCUAAAGUUUUGCUUGAGUGUGGGAGGUAUGAGUCCUCCCCAAUUGAGAUAGUGCGCAUUAGGGUGGUCUUCCCAGCGGGUUAAUGCCCGGAAUAACCAUUUUGAUCUUGGUUUAGUUCGAGACGUGAUAUCCAAGUCUUCCACUAAUUGAUUUCGCAUUAAAUUUCAAGUUGACAACUAAUGUUUAAUUGUAACUUGUAAUGAUAUUGAAACUUUAGGGUAUACGCAUAUGCUUCUUCCUACGAGUAACUUGAUUACUCACCCUAGUGGUUUGGGUUGUUUUUCAGGUAAAAAGACUAUGUUCUUGGAUACUCAUCAUCCUUAGAGGCUUAUGAGCUAUUUGAAGCAUUUUUGUGUAUUGACAUGCAAGUGUUUAGCAUGCCUUUCUUUUGAUGUCACAUUUUGUAUACCAUGGGUGUAUGGUACUUUAGAAGCUUAUGUAACUUUAAUAUCCUUAGAGGCUUAUGAUCAAACUUCGGUCGACUGAUGGCAAAUGGAAUCAUUAACGCACAGUAAUUCAUCAUUCCAGUAGCCAAUUCUACUGUUCAGGGCCUAUUUCGGUCGACCGAAACUUUAUUUCGGUCUACCAAAACAACCAGCACUUAAAUUCAAGACCUAAAUAACUUUCAUAUUCCAGUUUCUUCAGUUCAGUUUUAGCACUGCUGUUCCGACUUUGAAUGGCCAUAUCUCCUUCAUUUCUUAUCCAAAUGGGGUGAUUUUUGAGCCUAAAUUCAUGGAUUUUGAGUCAUAUUUCCAAUGGUACCAAUGCCAUUCUCAGAUUCCAAUCAAAGUGGGAGUUAUUCAUGUUUUAGUGAGGUAGUGUUAGUUUUCGCUUAAACUGGAAAAGGGCAUUUUGCGGGAUUCUUGGCCAAUAUUCUUAGAACCUCUUAGAAUGUUAUGAAAUGAUUAGAUUAGGUUGUAUUCACCUUGUUUGACUUUUUUAGAGUCAAUUUUCUCCUUUUAAAUUGUGAAUUGACCAUUUUGCCCUUUAUUAACGAAUUUUGCCCGUUUUAACUCUAGUUUCCUCUUUUGCUCACUUUAACUUCCGUGACCUCAUGAAAUGUCACAUUGAUGUCUUAGAGAUGGUUUUAUCUCAAGGGACUAUGGUUUCAUCUUUUGCUUCAGCAUUUCGGAUCCGUUAUUGGGUCAACUUUCGGGUCAUCACUGACGCACCGGGUUGAAAAACUUGGGCCGUCACAGGCUUUAUUUGGGAAGGAAUAGAUUCAGCAGAAUAAUCCCAAGCACUAUAUCCAACUAUUCUAAGUUUACCAUUCUAGAUAUGUCAGUUAACUCCUUCACUGGCUCUAUAUCAAAUACGCUUGGUAGUUUAACACUCCUCCAACGGCUCUUAAUUGCUGAAAAUAAUUUGACAAGGGAAUCUUCUACUCCAAAAUUAAGAUUUUUCACUGCUUUGGCCAAUUGCAGACAUUUGGAAAUACUGAGCGUAGCCGGAAAUCAAUUUAAUGGCAUACUCCCGGAUUCAAUUGGGAAUUUGUCUAUUUCUCUAUGAAUUUUUGAAGCAUUUGGAAGUAAAAUCAAGGGCAGCAUCCCCAAUGGAAUCGGCAAUUUAAGCAACUUGGAACUUAUACGCCUAAAUAGAAAUGAGUUGGUUGGACCUAUCCCGAUGACAAUUAGAAGGUUACUGAAUCUCGAUCAUUUGUACCUUGAACACAAUAGACUACAAGGACCCAUCCCAGAUGAUCUCUGCAAGUUAACCAAGUUGGGAGACAUUUACGUAAGUAACAAUAAGCUUUCUUGACCGAUACCAACAUGCUUGGGAGACCUCAAGUCUCUAAGAGGACUCUACUUGGACUCCAACAACUUGACUUGAAUGAUACCUCCAAACUUGUGAAGCCUUGAGGAUCUAUUGGGUUUGAAUUUCUCGACAACUCUCUCAGUGGUAAUCUACCAUUAGAUAUCGGGAAUUUGAAGGUCAUAACACAAUCGGAGCUGCUCAAUCAUUAGUCAAUUUCUCCUUGGCACAUAAUAAACUACAAGGGAAUAUUCCUUAAUCACUGGGCAACUUAAUAAGUUUGGAAUUCUUGGAUCUCUCCAACAACAAUUUCUAUGGAGAGAUUCCCAUGUCCUUAGGGACACUCAGGUAUCUCCAAUAUUUUAAUAUAUCUUUCAAUAAACUCCAAGGAGAAAUUCCAACUGGAGGACAUUUUGUGAACUUUACAGCUCAAUCAUUUAUGCAUAAUGAUGCACUUUGUGGCCAAGCCCAACUGCAUGUCCCACUGUGCAAAACCAAUAAGCACCAACGAUCAAGGUCGAAGAUUGUGCCUCUUCUGAAAUAUAUUUUACCUCCCGUUGCAUCAACAAUUCUUAUGGUGGCUCUCUUAUUUGUGUUGGUCCAACACCGGAAACAAAAGGUUAGAUUACCAACAAAUGCAGAUUUAUCACCUCUGACAUUGAGAAGAAUUUCAUACCAAGAGCUUUUACAAGCGACAGAUGCAUUUAGUGAAGCCAACCUGCUCGGCAUUGGAAGUUUUGGUUUAGUUUAUAAAGGAAUGCUUUCAGAUGGGAUGAAUAUUGCAUUAAAGAUUUUCAAUUCGCAAUUAGAAAGAGCAUUCUACAGUUUUGAUGCCGAAUGUGAAGUGAUAUGCAAUAGUCACCAUCGAAAUCUUAUAAGAAUCAUCAGCAAUUGCACUAACUUGGAUUUUAGAGCCUUGGUACUAGAGUACAUGCCUAAUGGGAGCCUUGACAAGUGGUUGUAUUCUCACAACUAUUGCUUAGAUAUUGUGCAAAGACUAAACAUAAUGAUAGAUGUUGCAUCAGCCUUGGAAUAUCUACAUCAUGAUCAAGUGACACCCAUUGUUCACUGCGAUUUGAAGCCCAACAACGUCUUACUCGAUGAAGAUAUGAUUGCACAUGUUGCUGAUUUUGGUAUUGCCAAAAUCUUAGGGGAUGGGGAUCUUAUGGCGCAAACCAUGACCUUAGCAACUAUUGGGUAUAUGGCACCAGAGUAUGGAAUGGAAGGACGAGUAUCAACAAGAUCUGAUGUCUAUAGUUAUGGUAAUAUGUUGAUGGAAAUGUUCAUGAGGAAGAAGCCGACUGAUGAAAUGUUUUCUGAAGAGAAAAGCUUGAAGCAUUGGGUGAAUGAAGCAUUGGAUGAUUCAAUAAUUGAAGUUGUGGACACCAAUCUGAUAGGAAGAGAUGAUGAUCUCUCUGUAAAGGAGCAAUGUAUAUCAUCAAUCUUUGGUUUGGCAAUGGAUUGUUCAGAUGAUUUGCCUGAGAAUAGGAUCAACAUGAAAGACACCUUGAUUACACUCCAGAAAAUUAAAAUCUCAUUUCUAGCAAAUGUUGAAAUGGCUUGAAAGACAAAGCUCUGGAUUAACAGAUUGGUUCUUGCUUAGCAGCUGCAUUUAAACACCAGUCCAGGUGCUCCUCCACUGGACCUAAGUUGGAUGGUUGAUGUGUUUCGUGUAUUUGGAGUUGCUCAUUUUAGCUUUCUUGCCUUUGUAUACUUUAAUUUUGAGUGUUCCUUGUUUGUGGUUUGGCAGCAUUGACUGCUCUGCUUUAUUUUCUUGUAUAUAUUCCUAGUUUUACAAGAGAGAAUGCAACUUGGUAGCUCACUUCGUUGGACAGUUUGCUCUGCCCCCACAAAUGUUCUAUUUCUUUUGAAAGUUUCUAUGCGGAGAUGGCCAGUAAUGUUGUUGUACCUGAUUGAAUUC